Molecule: messenger RNA, 1157 nt
Organism: Oryzias latipes (Japanese medaka)
Lineage: Eukaryota; Metazoa; Chordata; Actinopteri; Beloniformes; Adrianichthyidae
Gene: lsm10
Product: LSM10, U7 small nuclear RNA associated
Biological process (GO): mRNA 3'-end processing by stem-loop binding and cleavage
Cellular component (GO): nuclear body; cytoplasmic U snRNP body
Molecular function (GO): U7 snRNA binding; histone pre-mRNA DCP binding
Source: RefSeq, a predicted model, not a curated record
GCUCAUUCAUUGGCUGCGAGGUUCUGACGUCAGUACGUAUAAUACGUCGACCUGAAUGCGGGAAAUCAACUUUUAAAGUGACGUGGGGCAGAGUCUGCGAGAUUGCUGGUUCCAACAACAUUUAUCGGAAGAAUAUCAAACCAGAGUUACACUAGACUCAUGUCCGGCAUAUUUUGGGGGGGUCCCUGGUGUCACACUUAAAGCCCCCCACUGCUCCGUCCUCCGCUCCUAGACUCCAUGGAACCUGAGGCGGUCGAGUCCGCCACAGUGGGGGUGGAGGUGGUGAACUCCAUCCGCGAGCGGACGAUCGCGGAGAACAGCAUGGUGGUCCUGCUGCAGGGGCUGCAGGGGGAGGUGACCACGGUGGACCUGAGGGACGAGAGCUCAGCUCGGGGGCUCGUGCUCAAUGUGGACGCCUUCAUGAACAUCCGUCUGAAGGAUGUGCUCUUCCUGGACCGGCGGGGGCAGACCGCCCAGCUGCAGGACCUGUUCAUCACCGGCAGAAACGUGCGCUACGUGCACAUCCCCGACCACGUGGACAUCAUGAAGACCAUGGAGAGCCAGCUGGCCAAGAUCCACCGGGUACGCAACUUCGCCGGCGAAGGCGGGGGCAGGAAGGAGUUUGGCGGGAGGAAAAAAUGACAAUUUGAUGGAAAUUUCUGGAGCUUCAGCCUAACCCCACCCUGAGGGUAACCCCUCCAACUGACGUGGAGACUGUCUUCAAAAACAGAUUUCACUACAAAAUGUUGAAAUAAUGGACAAAUUAAUGAAAUAUGCAGAUUUUUUUAAAACACUUUCAGCCUUAAAAUAAAGUUGUUUUGUUCCUGAUCUGUUGGGGAAAAAAAGUAAACUUAAAAAAUAAAUAUUCAUGUAAAUAUAAACAUUUGGACAAUUGAGUUUGAAGGAUGACAUGUUUAUCAUGUUAACAUUUAUUUUUGCUGGAAAUGAAUACAAAUAUAAUCGUAGUCCUUUUCUUAUUUAGCUCCAGCCAUCCUAAAACAGAAUGGAUUUGAUUGUUUUGACCCAUCUUAGUUGCCGUAAAAACUUUUCCUUUAAAAUUUUUGUGUAAAAUUAAAGCCAUUUGAAGCAAUUUUAUGCAUUUUUUUUAUUUAAUAAAAAUAUAGCUAAAACUUUAAGGUGUGAAUAAAGUGACCUGA